This is a messenger RNA of Tetrahymena thermophila SB210, 3744 nucleotides long. RefSeq lists its product as hypothetical. The transcript is spliced from 9 exons. Lineage: Eukaryota; Ciliophora; Oligohymenophorea; Hymenostomatida; Tetrahymenidae. The record is from RefSeq and is a predicted model, not a curated record.
AGUAAAUAUAAACCACAAGUCUAAACAAAUUAUUUUGUAAGUGUAUUCGUUUGUUUUGAAUAAUAUUAAGCUUUUUCAUUUAAAAAACUGAUAAUGGGAGAUGAUGAAACUGAAGUAAAUGACCUUAUAUAGCUUAAUCUCCUUGAAAUAUCUGAUAUUCUUCAAAAGCAAAACAUAGAAAUACUAAAACAUCUUGGUUAAUUCUCAAAAAGAUUUGAUGAUAAAUACAAAGUUUUUAUAAAUGAAUCCAUCAAAAACGUGAGCAAAUCUCUUGAGAUACAAAGCUUCAAAUUCGUUGGAUAGAUUUGGAAAUAUCUUUUCAAAAAUGUCAAAAUGAUGUAGUAAUAGCAGUAAUCAAAACAAUUAGAAGAAUAAAAAUAAUAGAAUGAGGAAAAUAAUUUGAUAAAAUGCGCUUAUGAAGCAGCAACUAUAGAUUUGAAAGAAUUUUUAAAGUCAAAAAAGGUUUUAGAUUAUGUUAAUUAACAGCAAAGCUAAAAUCAAACUCUUUAUGGUACUGAUAAAUUCAAAAAUGAUUAAUCUACAAAUGUAAAUGAAGUGUAACAGCAGCAAAGAUAGUUAAUUAAAAAUGAAAACUAAUAGCCUGAAGAAGGAUUUUAUUCUGAGUCAACUUCUAGACGAUCAUCUAUUCUGAUUAAUGAUGAAUCCUUUUCAUUUUAACCAGAUGCUACUCAAUUAAGCAUCAAAUCAUAGCUAAAUAACUCAUAGAUCUCCUAACUAAAUUAAAAAAAUUAAGCAAAUGAAAAUAAAAGCAAUGAAAAGAUUUAUAUUGUAAAGUAAAAAGUUACUCUUUUUGAUGAGAGUUAAGCUACUUAAAUUAAAAAUCUGUAGAAAGAGCUCAGUUUUGCCAACAAAAAACUUUAUGAUAUGCAUCAAUAACUCCUCGAUGUUACUACUGGAUAUAUUAGGGAUGUCAAUCAUUUCAAAGAUUUAGCUUUGGGUCAUUUUAAAUUAAAUAGCGAGGACUUUUUUGAAGUUAAAUAUUUUGAUUCUACUUAAAUACUUGAUGAAAAAUUAAGAAUUUUACUUAAUGACAAGAUUGAUGAUAUGAAAAGACAAUGUUAAAAGAAAUUAUAGGAAAUUUACAUAAAAUAUAAAACAGCUACUAACGAGUUAGAUAAGCUUACAAAAUGUUUAAAUACAUUUUUAGAAUAAAAUAACUAUUAAUAACACUUAAAAACAGCAUUUUAAUAAUAGCCAAACGAUUAUCUAUUAUGGAAAGCUAUUUAAGAUAUAAAAGGUCUUGAUUUUUUAUUCAACUUAAUCGAGAACUAAAAACCUCAAUAUGGUAUUAAAUAUACUGAAAUAGAUGCGUUCUUAUCAAAGACAAAAGCUUCAAAGAGAUAGUUUAUUUUAUUUUAAAAUAUUCUUUAAAAAUAAUAUGAUGAGCUGAGCUAAAACUACAAGGCUAUGGUACAAGCAGCAGAAAAUAAUAUAUCGGAAAGUUUAUAAAAAUGCUUGGAGGUAGAUUAAAGCAUAGAAAAAUGUAUUACAGAUGCUUUAAGAAGAAAAGAAGAAGCCAUAACAUAAUAAAUUGAGCAAAGAUUAUUUGAAGAGUUUGACCAAAAGAGGAUGCAGUUGUAUGAAUAAUUUAAAUUUGAUGAUACUUCUGCAAGGAGAUUGUAAGCUCUUGAAAGAAAAUUAGCAUUCUAAAAAUGGAGAUUUUGUGUUUAGAUUUUGAUGAAUAAACAAAUAUCUAAAGAAAAGCUAGUGAAUCUUUUAAAUUUUUAAAAUAAGCUCAAGAGAAAUAUUCCAAGUUCAAUUGAAGAGGUUUAUGAAAAUAUCAAAGAUGCAAACGAAGAAUAGUAAGUAAAUACUACUUAAUAGAAUACCAUUUUUAGAUAUGAGUGGAGUUAUGAAUAAGAGCUAGAAAAGAAAGAACUUUAAAUUAUGGAACAAAAUGAAAUAAUUUAAGUUCUUUAAAAAAAAAUUUAAUAUUUAUAUGAACAAAAUAAGCAAAUUGCUUCAGAUAGGUUUAAAAUUUUACAAUAAAAAAUCAUAUUAGAUGGGAAAGUAUCACUUUUAAAGCUAGCCUUCAAGGAAAUCUGCAAAGUGGUGAAGUAUGAAUAUAAUCUUUAGAUCAAUGAAGCAUCCUUCUAAAGUGAAGAAACAAAAGGAAGAGUAAAGUAAUUUUUAAAAGAUAUUCGUUAUUCUGCAGAAGACGAUUAGGUUCUGAUAUAAUAUUAAAUAGACAGUGCAGCUUAAGCUAUGUCUAGCUUGGUUAAAUAAAACAAAGGAUACUUAAGUAAUUCAUUGAAAUAAAUAAAGGAAAUAGAUGUGUAAACUGAUGUUAAGGGUAUUAAUUAGUCCUUAGAUAAACUUGAAAAAGAAAUAAUGUCUUUGAAUAGAGAAUUCAAUGAGUUAUAAGUUUCGAAUUAAUAAUUUACGCAACUUCAGCUUGAGAAUAUUUAAAAGUAAAAAAUCCAAAAUUAAAUUGCAGAAAAGUUAAAUGAAAGCAAUACAAUAGAGAUACUCUAAACUUCUAGCUAAAAAAAAUAAAAUAAAAAAAUUAUAGAUUUGGAAUCUGAAUAAUUCAAAAUGAUAAGAUAAACAUCUUAAAAUUUGCAAAGGAGUGGCAGCUAGAGUCAUGAUGAAGAUGAUGAUACACAUUAUUUGGCAUUAAAAAAAAUACAACACAGAACUAUUGAAAAAAGCAGUUUAAAUCAUUAAGUGAAAAUUAAUUCACCAAAAUAAAAUCUUAAUCACAGCAAUUCAUUUAUCUAAAAUACACAAUCACCAAUCAUCUAAAUGACACAAUUUGAAAGAGGUGUUUUUAAUAGAUUGUGGAAUGAAGGAAGUAAAAAAAAGUAGAGGCUUGAUAAAAUGAAGGCAGAAUAAUAAAAAAAGGAUUUCUAAACAUGGUAAGAGACCAUUUCUUCUUUUAAUUAAAAUCAAAGUGGUUAAAAUAAUUAACUUCAAAAUCAAGCGAAUGAGGUCACCUAAUUAGAUAGAUAAAAAUCAGAUAUGCAGCAACAUAUCCAACAGCUAUAAAUGAUGAAUAAUUCAGGGUUUUUAAAUUAAAAAAUGUUGUAAUAAGGAAACACAGAUUUAAAAUAACACAUUAUGUAAUAAAAUAUUUCUGGAGGUAUAAAUGUUAUUCUAGAUUCUGAAUUUAUAAGAGAAAAUGCACAAAAUAGGAAUUAUUCUAAAACUCCAGUAAACUUAAAUAGUAAUAAUUAAAAUCCUAAUAAAAGUAACUCCCCUUUAGUUAUGGCUAAUUCUAGGAGUUAUUAUUAAACUUUAAAGAAUUCUGCUAUUAAGACGGAAGGAGAUUAAAAGAGUAAAAAACAAGAGUCAUUUAUAAGAUAUUUUAAUGAAGAAAACGAAGGUCGUCAGACCAUAUUCUUUCCCCAAUAAAAUAAAACUCCAAUGAAAGAAUAAAAAUAGACAUAAAAUUAACAAAGGUCAUAAUCAACUAUAAAUAAUAAUGAAAAAUCAGAAAUGGUUAGACUUAGGAGGAAUAAUCACUCAAAAUCAAUUUUACCUGCUACAAAUUAAAAUAAUUCAUAAAAUUAAAAAAACUUUAUGAUUAAAGAUGGUAGUAUACAGCUUUUACCUUCUAUAGAUAACACUCACAACAAAUCACCCACUAUAACAUAAAACUUUAAUCAAAACGUAUAGAAAAAAAGGAAGUUAAACUUAAAAUAACCAAACACAAACUAAAAUUUAACAUUCGAUUUUUCUUCCUUGAGAAUAGAUUUACAAAAUAACCAUAAAUAAUCUUGA